Fusarium keratoplasticum is the source of this 930-nucleotide messenger RNA. Its product is annotated as Methyltranfer-dom domain-containing protein. Bases 1 to 930 code for a protein of 309 amino acids. The record is from RefSeq and is a predicted model, not a curated record. Gene Ontology annotation, molecular function: methyltransferase activity. The transcript is spliced from 5 exons. NCBI's taxonomy places the organism in Eukaryota, Fungi, Ascomycota, Sordariomycetes, Hypocreales, Nectriaceae.
AUGGAAUCCCAAGAGAUCUAUAACCAAGUCAACAGGCGAUAUGGCUCAAUCGCCAAGAGCAGCAGCGGCCACUAUGAGCAGACCGUAGCCAAGGCCUUCGGAUACACGGAACAAGAGCUGGCUGGCAUCCCCGAGGGAGCGAACCUUGGUCUGAGCUGCGGCAACCCCACAGCAAUUGCGAGACUGAGAGAGGGCGAAACAGUCAUCGAUCUUGGGUCUGGCGCUGGCCUCGAUGUGUUUACGGCAGCGAAGAGAGUUGGCCUUACAGGCAGGGCUAUUGGAGUUGACAUGAACAAGAGUAUGAUUGACAAGGCGAAUGCCAACAAAUCUCGCGUCGACGUCUCAAACGUCGAGUUCAUCGAGAGUCACAUCACAUCCACCCCAGCACCUGACAACACUGUCGACUGCAUCAUCAGCAACUGCGUUAUCAACCUUGUCCCCGCUGAAGAUAAGCAGCUGGCGUUUAAUGAAAUGUUCCGACUACUCAAGCCAGGCGGCCGAGUUGCUAUCAGUGAUAUCCUCGCACGCAAGGAGUUGACAGAUGAAAUGAAGAAGGACAUGGCCCUAUACGUCGGGUGCAUUUCAGGGGCCAGUCAGGUUAGUGAGUACGACGCAUUUCUGAGGAAUGCAGGUUUCGAAGACAUUCUCAUCGUGGACGCCAACUGUGACUUGAACGUGUACUGGAGCGCAGCCGACGGCGAGUCACCGUGUUGUGGGGCAGACGCUUCCAGGGGCCAAGACGAGACACCGUCUUGCUGCAGUCAAGAGGUGAAACACGAUUCCUAUACUGAGCAGGAGCCAUGCCACCAGAACCAGACGGGUUCAAUGGCCGACGAAGCCAGCAGACUGGCCAACCAGCUCGGUAUCACCGACUUUAACGAAUGGACAGGCUCCUUCCAAGUGUAUGCAGUUAAGCCGGUGACGAGCUGA